AUGUCAGUUUAUAAUAACCCUGUGAGUGAUGUCACAGUUUAUAAUAGUCCUGUCAGUGUUUCUAUUAGCAGUGAUGUCACAGUUUAUAAUAACCCUGUCAGUGAUAUCACAGUUUAUAAUAAUCCUGUCAGUGUUUCUAUUAGCAGUGAUAUCACAGUUUAUAAUAAUCCUGUCUGUGUUUCUAUUAGCAGUGAUAUCAGUUUAUAAUAAUCCUGUCAGUGUUUCUAUUAGGAGUGAUAUCGCAGUUUAUAAUAACCCUGUCAUUGUUUCUAUUAGCAGUGAUAUCGCAGUUUAUAAUAACCCUGUCAGUGAUGUCAUAGUUUAUAAUAAUCCUGUCAGUGUUUCUAUUAGCAGUGAUAUCACAGUUUAUAAUAACCCUGUCAGUGUUUCUAUUAGCAAUGAUAUCACAGUUUAUAAUAAUCCUGUCAGUGUUUCUAUUAGCAGUGAUAUCGCAGUUUAUAAUAACCCUGUCAGUGUUUCUAUUAGCAAUAAUAUCACAGUUUAUAAUAAUCAUGUCAGUUUUUCUAGUAGCAGUGAUAUCGCAGUUUAUAAUAAUCCUGUCAGUGUUUCUAUUAGCAAUGAUAUCACAGUUUAUAAUAACCCUGUCAGUGUUUCUAUUAGCAGUGAUAUCGCAGUUUAUAAUAACCCUGUCAGUGUUUCUAUUAGCAAUAAUAUCACAGUUUAUAAUAACCCAGCCAGUGUUUAUAUUAGUAGUGAUAUCACAGUUUAUAAUAAUCCUGUCAGUGUUUUUAUUAGCAGCAAAAUCACAGUUUAUAAUAACCCUGUCAGUGUUUCUAUUAGCAGUGACAUCACAGUUUAUAAUAACCCUGUCUAUGUUUCUAGUAGCAGUGAUAUCGCAGUUUAUAAUAAUCCUGUCAGUGUUUCUAUUAGCAGUGAUAUCACAGUUUAUAAUAAUCCUGUCAGUGUUUCUAUUAGCAGUGAUAUCACAGUUUAUAAUAACCCUGUCAGUUUUUCUAUUAGUAGUGAUAUAGCAGUUUAUAAUAAUCCUGUCAGUGAUGUCACAGUUUAUAAUAAUCCUGUCAGUGUUUCUAUUAGCAGCGAUAUCACAAUUUAUAAUAAUUCUGUCAGUGUUUCUGUUAAUAGCGAUAUUGCAGUUUAUAAUAAUCCUGUCAGUGAUGUCACAGUUUAUAAUAUUCCUGUCAUUGUUUCUAUUAGUAGUGAUAUCGCAGUUUAUAAUAAUCCUGUCAGUGAUGUCACAUUUCAUAAUAGCCGUGUAAGUGAUGUCACAGUUUAUAAUAAUCCUGUCAGUGUUUCUAUUAGCAGUGAUAUCGGUUUAUAA
Pelobates cultripes (western spadefoot toad) is the source of this 1300-nucleotide messenger RNA. The record is from the annotation of a GenBank genome assembly. Lineage: Eukaryota; Metazoa; Chordata; Amphibia; Anura; Pelobatidae.